Molecule: messenger RNA, 3837 nt
Organism: Doryrhamphus excisus (bluestripe pipefish)
Lineage: Eukaryota; Metazoa; Chordata; Actinopteri; Syngnathiformes; Syngnathidae
Gene: srrm1
Product: serine/arginine repetitive matrix 1
Biological process (GO): regulation of mRNA splicing, via spliceosome
Cellular component (GO): spliceosomal complex
Molecular function (GO): RNA binding
Source: RefSeq, a predicted model, not a curated record
GUGGAUAUGACCAAAGUGAACCUGGAAGUCAUAAAGCCCUGGAUUACCCAACGAGUGACGGAGAUUUUGGGGUUCGAGGAUGAUGUCGUCAUAGAGUUCAUAUUUAACCAGCUUGAAGAUAAGGCCUGAACCAAUAUGGAUGUUAUACCUUGCAUCAGAAGUAUAGCACCAACACCUAAUUAGCUCUCUCCUGAGCCCAAAGUCACUGAGCCCAACUCUCCCUUCAUGAUGCAGUGUGUGUUUUGAGAUAAAUGAUAUAACAUUAAGCUCAAGGUGGUUGAGUCUCAAGCUGUAGUGAGGCGGAAGCAAGCCAAGGGAGCUCCAUGCCCACUGAUCCCACGGGACUCACUGAAGACACCGGAACUGUGCUUAAAGUGUUGGGUUUUAAUGCACUCUGUAUUGUGGAUAUUUAUUAAACUCCUGAGGUAGACUAUGGGGAGACUGUACAAGGGAAUAUGGGAUGGGAAGGGAUACAGAUUUAAGUCGAGGGGAUAUCGUUGAGGACAUUUUAAACACAAGAUCUGAUUCAUAGUAACUAAUAGUGUAUAUAUUUGAGGAGCAACAACUAAAAUUUGCAUUGACAGCAAUAGUGCAUGCAAGUUUUGAUCUGUUAGAACUCUCUCUCUUGAGUUAUCUCACAUUAUCAAAUUUAAGAGUUGGAUUUCAGAUAGAAUCACAUUUUCCCCCAGUGUACCCUGGGAUUAAGAUACUUUAAGUAUUAGCAAAUUAUUUUUUUGUACAGUUAAUGAAAAUCUCAGGUAUAUUUUUGAGAAAUAGAAGGUAGAAAGAUGGAUUCUACCUCUUUGUGAUGUUAUUUGUUCCAUUAUUUCAAAAGCAAAAUGCUUUUUCUUCUCUUCCGUACUUGGUGUGUUUUGCAGCACCCGGAUAGCAAGAUGAUGCAGAUUAACUUGACGGGUUUCCUGAAUGGGAAAAAUGCCAGAGAGUUUAUGAAAGACCUCUGGCCCCUGUUGCUGAGUGCCCAGGAGAACAUUGCUGGCAUCCCAACUCCAUUUUUGGAACAGAAGAAAGAGGAAAUCAAACAGCGACAGAUUGAACAGGAGAAGCUUGCAUCUUUGAAGAAACUGGAGGACGACAAAAAGGAUUCACGAGAGAGGGCUCAGUCAAAGAGCCCAAGAAGACGGAAGACGAGAUCACCAUCGCCACGACGAAGGUCACCAUCUCCGCGGCGCAGGUCACCAGUGAGGCGGGAAAGGAAGCGUAGUCCUUCACGGUCCCCAAGGCGCAAAGCUAGUCCAGCUGGUGGAAACUCACCUCCUCCACCCUUGAUGCAGCUGCCCACAAAACCUGUAGAGAAGUCUAUGGAGCCUGAUACAUCAGGAAGAUCCAUGCCAGAACCAGUCAUCCAAGAGGCAUCUUCCACAAGUGAAACUGUUAUGGAGGUUGUGAAAGCAGACUCUGUGACUGAAGACAAAGAGUCGUCACAUGAGAUAAAUAAGAAAGAGGAAAGGUCCAGGGAUAGGGAGAAAGACAGUAGAAAGGAAAGACCUCACCGCCGCUCCCGUUCUCAUUCCCACUAUCGCAAACGACGCUCUCGUUCAAGAUCCUACUCUCCACGUAGAAGGCAGAGUCCCAGAAGGAGAUUGUCUCCACGUCGAAGAAGCCCACCCAGAAGGGGCCCUACCAGCUCCAGAAACAGACACAGGCGUUCUCCUGUCCGCAGGAGGCGCUCUCGCUCUGCUUCAUCAUAUGGCAGUAGCUCCUCACGCUCUCACUCACCCAAAAAACUAAUGAAAAGAAUAUCCAACUCACCCCUGCGAAAACCCCCCCACAUUAUUGAUGCCUCCAUUAGCCCCCCCAGGAAAGACAGGCGAUCGCCAUCACCACGGGCGAGAAGGGGAAGAGGUUCAGCAUCUCCUCCCAGAUCAUCUGGUUUUAAGAGAAAAGCUGGUGCAAGGGGUGAUUCACCUUCGGAUAACAUUAAAACCAGGCACUCUGGGUCCGAAUCAGAUGAGGAUAAACUUGAGAAAGGCACAGCAGCAGAUUCAGUGCAACAGAGACGACAAUAUCGCAGACAAAAUCGGGAGUCAUCUUCAGAUUCAGGAUCCUCCUCCUCAGAAGAUGAAAUAUCUAAGAGGCCAAAGGCAGGACCAGGUGCAAGAAAUGGGGAUGUUCGGAAGAGACGUAGCCACACACCUUCCAUGCGUAGGCGACCCAGAGAUGCCUCUCCUAGGAAAAGGCGAUCACCAUCUCCUGGUGCACGCAGACGCCGUUCUCCAACUCCCCCAAGGCGUCGCAGAUCGCCUUCUCCGAGACGAAGGUCUCCUUCCCCACCUCCCCGUAGACGAUCUCCUUCCAACAGACGUUAUUCACCUCCAAUCCAGCGUCGUUACAGCUCUUCACCUGUUCCGACUCAGAAGAGGAAAUUAUCUAGCUCUCCCACAAGGCGUGCUUCACCGGGAGGGAAACGGCGCACUUCUAGAUCCCCAAAACGUAGAGGCUCUCCUGCUCAGCGGAGGCGCACACCUCCCUCCUCUUCUUCCCCCCCUAGACAGAGAAGAAGCCCCAUGGCAGCUUCCGGUCGGCCAAGUAGGGACGCACGAUCGCCUCCAGCAGCAGCUUCAAGCCAUCGCUCCACUUCCCCUGCAAGCCGCAGCCGUGCUAUCAGAGGUUCCAACAGUCCUGUGCGACGUUUUGAAACCUCCAACCAGCGAAGACACUCACCAUCACACAAUGAAAAGCCUAUCAGACGAGUUUCACGUACCCCAGAGCCACGCAACAACCAGAGACCUUCACCGAGUGCCCAGCCUUUGAGAAGGGUUUCCUCCAGGUCUCGAUCCCUUUCCCCUCAGCCAGCAGCUGUGAAACGCCCAGCACUUGCGUCCGCCUCCCCGUCACCAUCUCGCUCUGCCAGUGUGUCCCCGCCACCAGCCAAGAAGGCCAGCAGUGGUUCUGGCAGCCGGUCACCUAGCAAGAAUUCAGAUGUUGAUGGCAGCGCAAAGAAAAAGAAGAAGAAGAAGGAGAAGAAGCAUAAAAAAGACAAGAAGCAUAAGAAGCACAAGAAGCAUAAGAAGGAGAAGAGCGGCAACGCAGGGACUGGAGACAGCCAGCAGAACCAGGGUGGGGAUGAAGAUGGUGAAUCACGAAAGGAAUCAGAGAGUGAAGUAGAUGACAGCUUGGAUGACCUUGAGAAACACCUGCGAGAGAAAGCGCUGCGUUCUAUGCGAAAGGCCCAGGUGUCUCCAUCACAAAUGUCCUAAUACCCCCCCCCCCCCCCCCCCCCCCGAAAAAAAGUUUCUGUGUAACCUUCAUGUUUGUGAUCAACCUGAUUCAGCUUUAGAAUGUACAAACUGUCAGUUCUGCAGUCAUUUGUUUUCUUUAUACAGAUUUGGUACAUUUUGAGGUGUUCCUUUUGAGCGUGAUUUGUCAGCCUGUUAUCUAAACUGUAAAAAGUGUGUUGUCUAUAACUACUACAUUGAUUAGCAUGGGAAUGAUGUAUACUGAUGGCAGAGAUGCACAGGUAUCAUUUCCUCCCCUCCCCAGAACCCAAAGUAGAUUCUCCUGAAGUGAUUGCAUGUGCAGUGACUGUUUCUGAUGUGCAUGAACCACUGGCUAUGGCAUAUAGAGGAAAACUACACUCACAAUAUACACAGUUACACGUACAUCCUGAGCAGUCACAGUCUGGUUGUUAUAGCAGUGCACAAUGGUUUAACCAGCUGUUUUUUGGUUUGUUUUAAAGAGGAUCCUUGAAUUUAGCCAUCUCAACUGAUACAUUUUUCACGUCCUUGAGCCAAGCUAAUUCAUGUGAGAAUGAUUUGUUUUGUAUUUAGUACCCUGAGUUGUGUUGUCAUCCUUUCAGAAUUAAAACCUUUUAUAGGA